Clonostachys byssicola is the source of this 1752-nucleotide messenger RNA. The record is from the annotation of a GenBank genome assembly. NCBI's taxonomy places the organism in Eukaryota, Fungi, Ascomycota, Sordariomycetes, Hypocreales, Bionectriaceae.
AUGGUUCAUCUAUGGAGCCUUGUGACGUUCAUUGCAUUGGUUGCAACUGUCAUCUCGCCGGUAGCGGCAGACGGCCAAGGCUCCUUCGUCUGGGACCCUCCCUACGAAAACGAAGCAAAUGUGUAUGCUAGGCUUAUAGAACUUCAGCACGCUGGAUCUAGCAAUGGCAAAAUACUAGCCACUUGGGAGCAUUGGUAUGCCAAUACCACCGGGAAUGCUGCGUACCCAAACGGCACUGAGGGUAGCUUCAUCAUUCGCGAGAGUGAAGAUGGCGGCGAGACCUGGAACACUUUGACAACCAUCUUCGACACGCAAAAAGGGCCUGGCCAUCCCUGUGCCCGCUUUUGGCAACCAUUCUUCUUCGAGUUCCCUCGCCAGAUUGGUGACUAUCCGGAAGGCACACUGCUCCUAGUCGGCAACCUUGUGCCUACCAACAAAUCAUUCACAGAGUUCUUCACCUGGAGAUCCAGCGACCAUGGACGCACUUGGAAUCCCGUGGGGGCUUGGCAAGAAGGCGGCACGACGAAAGCCGGGAUCUGGGAACCUUUCCUUUACCUGGAUGGAGAUGGGUCACUCGUGGCUGCAUUCUCAGACGAGAGAAACGCCACAACCCACAGCCAGAUGCUUGUUCAAGUCGUAUCAAUUGAUGGCGGAGAUACCUGGGGAGACGUUAUCCCUACAGUAGCGAGCGACGUUCAGACAGAUCGCCCCGGAAUGCCAACUGUUACGCUGAUGGAUAAUGGCGAGUAUUUGAUGGCCUACGAGAUUUGUGGACGGGAUCCAUUAAACUGUCCCGUCUACGUGAAAACGUCACCCGAUGGCAUUACGUGGGAUAAGAAUGAUCUAGGCACUGCUGUGGUAUCUGAGGACGGGCGCUAUCUUGGAUCCAGUCCUUACACACUCUGGGACCCGUCCACGAAGCAGUUGCUUCUUGCUGGGCAUAAUACAUGGGACACAACUACUAACACAAAAACAGCCGAAGCUCAACGUAGUAUAUACAUCAACAAAAACUAUGGUGUUGGUAACUGGUCUUGGGCUCCCUCUCCCUGGGCGGUCAGCUAUGCUUCGUCGGCGUGCAACUCCAACUACAGCCCUCACAUGCUUCUUCGUUCGAACGGAACCAUCCGUUAUACGUCCCCAACCAGCCAAGGUUCUUCUGGAUACUGUGCUGUGCGUACUGGAGAGGCACCUAUUGGUGUUUUGCCAUAUGUAGCUGAUUUCGCAGCCAAUGGUCAACUCGGCUGGAUCAACACCGGGGCGGCUGGAAAGGUGGUCUGGUCUGUUUCAGGUGAUCAAUACAGCUUUGGCACAGUUGGGGAUUCUAUUUCUGCUUUAGCGAUCACAGGAUCAACUGGUUGGGCAGACUACACAAUCAGUGCUGAUGCACAGAUUAUUGGCAGCAACGGGACUGUAGGCAUAGUUGCACGAGUAUCUCAGCCAAAGCCCGGUCUUGACCAGUUUUACGGUUACACAUUGGCCAUCGAAAGCUCUACCGGGAAUUUGACUCUAUACAAGAACACAGACAACGCCGUCACCUUGGUCUCAAUGGCCUUCUCCGGAGGAAUUGAACCGGACGUAUGGUACUCCAUGUCUCUUGCUGUCCAGGGCUCACAAUUGACGGCAGCACUGAGCUCGGAAGAUUCUGACUCUAACCUGACGUUCACUGUGAGCAACGAUAAUCAUCCAUGGGGCAUGGCGGGAUUAAUUGGGAAAGUUGGGGGAGGAAGUUUCAGGAAUGUAUUUAUUGAAUAG